Messenger RNA from Cavenderia fasciculata, 954 nucleotides. RefSeq lists its product as uncharacterized. Bases 1 to 954 code for a protein of 317 amino acids. The record is from RefSeq and is a predicted model, not a curated record. The transcript is spliced from 2 exons. Lineage: Eukaryota; Evosea; Eumycetozoa; Acytosteliales; Cavenderiaceae.
AUGUUAGUUACACUCUCAUCAAUUAUCUGUUUACAUCCUCUAUCUCUAUAUCUCUCUAUCUCAUCAAUUAUCUAUAUAUUUAAUUAUCUAAUCAUAAUGAAAAACAAGAACAAGAACAAGAAAGAUAAUUGCUCACUUGAAUUAAUUGCAGUUAAACAUUUAGAUGUAUUGAACAUUAACGAUGAGGAAGAUGAAAGUGACAAAAAUAUUAAAACGAAUAGUCAAGACCAAUCUUCUUCUUCUUCUUCAACUUUAACAAAUACUUGUACCGAUUUAAUUACAACUACGACUACAACAACUUCUACUACAUCAACUACUACUACUAAAACAGAGGAAAAGAAAAAGAAGAAGAAUGAACGAAUUACAAAGAGAAAAAAGAUUGGGUUUAUUGAACCAGGUACAAUUGUUGAAGGUGUCAAUGAUGAACAAAAUUUCCAUUACCACUAUGGUCCUGUCGUCAAUGUAAAAGGUGUUGAUACCUCUAAACCAUGGAAUGAAGAAAUAUUGGGUCAAUAUUUAAAGGAUGCUGGUUUUGUAAGAGGUUCGGCUAGCUCAGCAAGUAAAAAGGCUCAAAUUACACCAAAUUUCAUUCAAUUCUCAGACAAGUUGGGACAGCUUAUUAGUUGCGUCAAUGGUAUCUGUAAUAGUCAUCCCUUUAAACGUCUCAAACUAACUGGAAAUGGAAAGAUUGACUUGGAAAAUGCAUUGUCUGCCAUUGGAUCAUUUGAAUUGUUUGAAAAGACUCAACCAAGAUUACCACCAUCCUAUACCACCAUGACAACUCUGUUUGUAGUUGCAGCCUAUAUUAUGGGUCUACCUGGAUUUGGAGCUGGUCCACUACCCAAACAUUGUCAAGCAUACAUUGGUCAAGAUGAACUCAGAGAUACCACGUGGAGGACACUACCUAUUGGUCAAGAUUCAUUACUCUCUCAAUCUAUUUUAUGCUCAAGUUGA